This is a messenger RNA of Panicum hallii, 4454 nucleotides long. RefSeq names its product pentatricopeptide repeat-containing protein At5g66520-like. Bases 142 to 2940 code for a protein of 932 amino acids. The transcript has 8 exons. Gene Ontology annotation, molecular function: zinc ion binding; RNA binding; protein binding. Gene Ontology annotation, biological process: RNA modification. NCBI's taxonomy places the organism in Eukaryota, Viridiplantae, Streptophyta, Magnoliopsida, Poales, Poaceae. The record is from RefSeq and is a predicted model, not a curated record.
GUUCCUUCCGAGAGUCAGUCGGCGGCGGCGGCGGCCGUAUGGCCCAUAGUGCUUCUGAGUAAGUUCAGCGGCCGUAGCCGGUGUUCGAGGCCCGGCGGCGUACCCGCCGGCCACUGCUCACCCCAACAAUACGGCGCUCCUAUGGUGUUUCUGAUCAAAUGGAGCACGCCACCGAUGGCUCACCGUCAGCAACUUCGUCGCUUCCUCUCGUCCGCCGCCGCCAGAGCCCCGCCGCCGAUCCCCGCGCGGCGCAUCCCCCGGUCAUCCGGAACCUCCGCGAAAAGUGCCCGCAUCCGGGAGCUCGGCCGACUCGGCAGCUUCCGCGAGGCCAGGGAGGUGUUCGACGCGAUGCCCUUCCGCGACAUCAUCGCCUGGAACUCCAUGAUCUUAGCCUACUGCAACAAUGGGAUGCCCGACGCGGCGAGGUCGCUCGCCGACGAGAUCUCCGGCGGGAACCUGCGCACGGGCACCAUCCUGCUGUCGGGCUACGCGCGCGCCGGACGCGUGCGCGACGCUCGCCGGGUGUUCGAUGAAAUGCCCCUGCGGAACACCGUGGCGUGGAAUGCCAUGGUCACCUGCUAUGUCCAGAACGGGGACAUCACCCUUGCGCGCAGGCUGUUCGAUGCAAUGCCGAGCAGGGAUGUAUCUUCGUGGAACACGAUGCUUACUGGGUACUGCCAUAGCCAACAAAUGGUGGAUGCAAGGAAUCUGUUUGAACAGAUGCCAGAACGCAACAUGGUUUCUUGGACAGUGAUGAUUUCUGGGUAUGUUCUGAUUGAGCAGCAUGGUAAGGCUUGGGACAUAUUUCUCAUGAUGCACUAUAAAGGAAUGUCACCAGAGCAACCAAACCUUGUCUCUGUGCUUUCAGCUAUAAGUAAUCUUGGUAAUCUCAACAUUCUAGAGAGUAUCCACGCUCUUGUCCGUAAGGUUGGCUUUGAGAGGGAUGUGGUGAUCGGCACUGCCAUACUUAAUGUAUACACUAGAGGUGUGAGUAUGCUUGACAAUGCAGUAAAAUUCUUUGAAGGUAUGACAGAGAGGAAUGAGUACACAUGGUCAACCAUGAUCGCUGCACUAUCUCAGGGUGGACGAAUAGACGAUGCUGUUGCUAUCUACCAAAGAGACCCUAUUAAGUCUGUUCCUAGUCGAACUGCAAUGCUCACUGGCCUUGCUCGGUGUGGAAGGAUUAACGAUGCAAGGGUUUUAUUUGAUCAGAUUCCCGAGCCUAAUAUCGUAUCCUGGAAUGCCAUGAUUACUGGGUACAUGCAGAAUGAAAUGAUUGAUGAGGCAGAAGAGCUUUUUAACAGGAUGCCCUUUAGAAACACAAUAUCUUGGGCUGGCAUGAUUGCGGGGUAUGCACAAAAUGGGAGGAGUGAACAGGCUUUGGUUUUGCUCCAGGCGCUCCACCGGAAUGGGAUGUUACCUAGCCUCUCUAGUUUGACCAGUAGCUUAUUUGCUUGUUCGAAUAUUGAAGCUCUUGAGACAGGAAAGCAGGUGCAUUCGCUUGCAGUAAAGGCCGGCUGUCAGUACAAUAGCUAUGUAUGUAACGCGUUGAUUACUAUGUAUGCCAAGUGCAGAAACAUAGGUUUUGUGAGACAAAUCUUUGAUCGUAUGACAGUUAAAGAUACAGUGUCAUAUAACUCUUUAAUUACUGCACUUGUGCAGAACAAUAUGUUGGAAGAAGCAAGAGAUACAUUUGACAAUAUGCCCAGUCGAGAUGUUGUUUCUUGGACUACUAUAAUAUCUGCAUACGCACAGGCUGACCAGGGGAAUGAGGCUGUAGAGAUGUUCAGAAAUAUGCUUCAGGUGCAUGAGUUACCCAAUUCACCAAUAUUAACGAUACUUCUUGGUGUUGGCGGAAAUCUUGGUGCUUCCAAACUCGGACAGCAAAUUCACACCGUUGCUGUCAAACUUGGUAUGGAUUCAGGACUUAUAGUGGCUAAUGCUCUCAUCUCGAUGUAUUUCAAGUGUGGUUCAGCAGAUUCCCUUAAGGUUUUUGAUUCAAUGGAGGAACAAGACAUUUUUACAUGGAAUACUAUUAUUACAGGCUAUGCUCAACAUGGCCUUGGAAGAGAAGCCAUCAGGAUGUAUCAACAAAUGGAAUCUGCAGGGGUGUUGCCAAACGAGGUCACUUUCGUGGGGCUUUUACAUGCAUGUAGCCAUUCUGGUUUGGUAGAUGAAGGGCGUCAGUUUUUCAAAUCCAUGAGCAGUGAUUAUGGACUAACUCCUCUGCUGGAGCACUAUGCUUGCAUGGUGGACCUUCUUGGGCGAGCUGGUGAUGUGCAAGGGGCUUUACAGUUUAUUUAUGAUAUGCCUAUUGAGCCAGAUGCAGUGAUCUGGAGUGCUCUUCUUGGUGCAUGCAAGAUUCACAAGAACGUAGAAAUUGGGAGAAGAGCAGCUGAGGAACUUUUCUCUAUUGAGCCAUUUAAUGCUGGCAAUUAUGUAAUGUUGUCAAAUAUAUACUCCUCCCAGGGGAUGUGGGAUGAAGUUGCGGAGGUGCGAAAACUUAUGAAAGAACAAGGUGUGAACAAGGAACCUGGUUGUAGCUGGAUGCAGAUAAAGAACAGAAUGCACUCAUUUGUCACUGGAGAUGAGGAACAUGAACAAAUUCAAGAUAUACAUGCUACCCUCUGGGAGUUGUACACUUUGUUAAAGGCUACAGGAUAUGUGCCUGACACAGAAUUUGUUCUCCAUGACAUAGAUGAAGAGCAGAAGGAGAGCUCACUUCUGUACCACAGUGAGAAGCUUGCUGUUGCUUAUGGCCUUCUUGUUACACCCAAGGGCAUGCCCAUCCAGAUAAUGAAGAACCUUAGAAUAUGUGGUGACUGUCAUGCUUUCGUCAAAUUUGUUUCCCAUGUCACCAAGAGAGAAAUUGACAUUAGGGAUGGGAAUCGAUUCCAUCAUUUUAGGAAUGGAAAUUGUUCAUGUGGUGAUUUUUGGUGAUAAAUUAUUCCACCACCAACAGGUCCUCUUCACACUAUCCCCUCACAUUCAGGUACUGAUAGAGGAAGGGGUCAAGUUUACUGAGAGGAGCUAUGAAGUCAGGAAGAGGAAGGGCCAAUCCAGUGAGGUAUUGAGCAACAGUUGUGGAAUGGAGUUGAAACCAUCUGCUACCAUGACAACAUAUGGAAUGGAGGUGGCUGGAGCAACACGGACACUGGGUUUACGGCUGAGGGAAGGUUUUGAAGGCAGUCUCAUGGCUUCGUGACGUGCCUUAUUGGCGGUGAUGACCAGUAAUGACAGGAGCCAGAUGGCACUCGGCGGCCAAUUUCAAUGCAGUAAGGCUGAGCAGGUGCAGGCAGAUUGAGGCAAACUGGUGCUUCCACCUUUGCUGGUGCAGUGCAGGAGCAGUCGAGCUAUAGAGGUGGAUAUGAUGUCAAAAUUGAUAAUACCUCAUUGGUAAAUUCAGUGGCCACCAGCCACCUUAUCAUCUGCAUUUCGUUAGAGAUGAAUGAAAUCCUUGACAAACUUCCGGUUGCAUUGACCAAAGAAAUUGUGGUGCUUGGUUGUAUUUUUCUACAAUCUUUGUGCAGCGGAAUGCUACUCAAGAAACUGUACACUUGCAGGCUGACAGCAGCUGCUGAUGGAAAAUUGGAGAGGAAAGGUCAAUGGCAGUGAGAAGAUCUCUUAGUCUUAUGCAUUAUGAAUGGAUAAAGCUAAAUAUAUAUCUUCCAGGUUCAAUCUCACCUCCCCUUAUUCCCAUUUUCACUGAGUUGCCUCGACGCUAACGGCAGGGAGAAGGGAAUGCUGAUAGAGUGGUGGCUGUACCUGAUAUGAUCCAAUCAGUUCGGAUUGCAGGACUGCUCAAGGGCUACUGUGCUGGUUCCACCAUCAAGUGCUUCCCGGCAUUUUGUGGUGCCCUAUGGCAUUUUGUCCUGUUCCGUGAAUGCAUCGCUGGAUCACCUCCAAUGCUUCCCACUCCUUCCUGGUGAUCCUUUCUGCUACUCAAAUUAAUUUGUGGGUAACCUUUCGUCCUACCAAGCACCGACCACCAAGUACUGUCGAGCCACGUCGAUACCGGGGAAAGCGAAAGCAAACCGAGAAGGGAGCAAAAGAGAACAUCUCGAUUGGUACCACACGAACCAGGACCAAAGGGGCUGCCACCGGGAGCACAUAUAUAUAUCCUCUGUAAUUUAUGCUUCGGAUGCAUCACCACGACUUGAGAAAAGGGGAUGAAGGAUGCGCGCACCUCGCCGUUCGUCUAGCGCCACCUCGCAGGAAGUCAGCGUCAGACUGGUCACCCUUUGACACGGACGAGAGAUUCACGCAGCCAUCAGCACCCGUUUUGCAUGUAUGUCUAAGCAGGAUCUUUCUUUUCUUUGACAAUUUGACCUGAUCUGAUCCUACUGGAUUGGGGAGUACUAUUGCAGUGGCAGCAAACCUGAAAACCCACUGAAAGCUACACUCGGCCUUGAUUCAGAAGAUGCAGUGCGUAAACAGGUUGCUGGCCUGAAUGA